AUGAGCAAUGAUAGAAACAAUCAAGAGUCUACUGAGAGAGGUUUGUUUUCACAUAUAACAGGCUAUCAAACAGCACCAUCCUAUCCUCCACCGCAUGGUUCCUAUUCCUGUCCACCUCAAGGGGGCUAUUAUCCACCACAACCAGCAUAUCCACCACAAGGAAGCUACUAUCCUCCACAAUACCCUCCCCAUGCAGCAGUAGGGUAUCCACCUUCUGGUUAUCCUCAUUCAGGUUAUCAUCAACCAUCUUAUCAUGCUCCACACGCGUAUCCGUCUGCGUAUCCUUCAGGACGUGGAGCCGGUAUAGGAUUGUUCGCAGGUUUGGCGACUGCAUAUGGUGCUCACCAUAUGUCAUAUGGACAUGGAGGUUAUCAUCAUGGUUAUGGACAUGGGAAGUACAAACAUGGAAAAUUUGGCAAACAUGGGAAGUAUGGUAGGCAUGGUUUUGGCAAGUUUAAGCAUGGAAAAUUUGGCAAGCGAUGGAAGUGA
Molecule: messenger RNA, 489 nt
Organism: Lathyrus sativus (Indian pea)
Lineage: Eukaryota; Viridiplantae; Streptophyta; Magnoliopsida; Fabales; Fabaceae
Source: the annotation of a GenBank genome assembly